AGUAUACUCUGACGAUUCGACGCGGGCGCAUGUCGUUAGCGUUAGCUGUAUUAUCCACUCGUGUGUUUUCUAUUUCCUUCAUGUAUUAUGGAAAACGCGUACCAAUGAUUCAGUGACCACUUAACACGAAACCUCGUUCAUAUAGAGCUCAGUGUAUCAACUUCUGCGAAUCUAUUGUGCGCAAACUUAAUUUGGACAGUUUUAUCUAUGUCGUGAUAAAGUGCCAAGUGUUUCGGUAUUGUUUUUGAUACUGUUAUGGUAAGCUGUUCUUGGAAAUUGGUCCCUGUCAUAUGUUUCGGUGAAUGAGUCAGUUAACAGGGGUCGGUAUUCUCAACUUUGUCAACGUGCUGCCUACGAUUUCUGAAGGCGUGACAAUGAGAGAAAAGAGGGGAGGCGCUAUGAGUAAAAUGCAAAAACUAAGAAAGCGCCUGUCCCUUAGCUUCGGUAGAUUAUCAACUAAAGACGAGCCGGAUGGAGAUAACGGUGAAUGUCGCAGUCGGCAGCAGAAUGGCGGAGGGCGCGGGAAGCUGCCGUACAAUGGCUAUUCGGAGGAAUGUCUCGAUAGGCUUGAGCCAAACGGGAAUAUACCACACGACAAGGAACCGCACUACGAAUGGAGCGGUGGUGCGGGUAAUGGGGAAUAUCGAGUUCGGAGGCAGUUGUCUGUAUCAUCAGAUUCGAAGCUUCUGGACGAGGGGGCUCGGGAGGACGCAAGAGUGGUGAUGAGGCCCAAGAGGCCGCCUCGGCCCAAGUCUGAGGCCUUUUUGGGCCCACAUGACCACUCCAAUAGACGCACCAAAAGAUUUAGUGCCUUCGGGGGUGAUUCUCCGUUCGGAAAAUCCGAAGCUUAUAUUAAACUUGAGCAGCUCGGUGAGGGUUCCUACGCCACUGUAUAUAGAGGAUAUAGCAAUUUAACUCAGCAAGUAGUAGCACUAAAAGAGAUCAGACUGCAGGAGGAAGAGGGUGCGCCCUUCACGGCGAUCCGUGAGGCGUCGCUGCUGAAGGAGUUGAAACAUGCGAAUAUUGUCACACUACACGACAUUGUUCACACGCGGGAGACGCUCACCUUCGUCUUUGAAUUUGUGGACACGGAUCUAUCACAGUACAUGGAGAGGCAUCCUGGUGGUUUGAAUCACCAUAACGUCAGACUGUUCAUGUUCCAAUUAUUACGGGGUUUAUCGUAUUGCCACAGGAGAAGAGUGCUACACAGGGACGUAAAGCCACAGAACCUAUUAAUAAGUUCGCAUGGUGAAUUGAAGUUAGCGGAUUUUGGUUUAGCGCGCGCAAAGUCGGUGCCGAGCCAUACGUACUCACAUGAAGUAGUCACCCUAUGGUACAGGCCGCCAGAUGUACUACUAGGCAGCACGGAAUAUUCCACGUCGUUAGAUAUGUGGGGUGUGGGCUGUAUAUUCGUGGAGAUGCUAUGCGGUGUACCUACCUUCCCAGGCGUGCGAGACACUCACGACCAGCUAGAUAAGAUAUUCAAGGUGGUCGGCACUCCCACAGAGGAGAGUUGGUCUGGCGUGAGCCGCUUGCCCGGUCUAAAGGCGCACGUGACCCGGUGGGGCAGCUGUCCGGGUCGGCCCCUAGGUUCGGCUUUCCCGCGGCUCCGCGAUGGUGGCCGGGACGCGGAACGGCUCGCCGCCACUCUACUACAACCGGAUCCGGCGAGACGGCUGCCGGCUCAUGCGGCAUUGCAGCACGCUUACUUCGCAUCACUACCGCCACGGCUCAGAGACUUGCCCGAUGAGGUCUCAAUCUUCACGGUGGAAGGUGUAUGCUUACACCCGGAGACGCGACACGCCGCCAUCAAGUGAGCCGUUGCGCCGUAGAACGAUUAGUUGAAUCUGUUAUGUUGGUCGUUUGUAUGAUAUCGAUGUGCGUCGGACGCGUCCGCCUUCUCAACUAUAUAGCUGUUAGGUGCGGACACUAAUCCGUACACUUGAAAGAACUAUUCCGGACGCUACAUUCGGACAUUAACUAAACAGCCGGGAAACAAGCGCCGCGUUCGAUAUCACACGAUGUGUUAGUACGUUUCAAUAUUCCUAUGUAGUAUUUAAUUGAAAGGUCGAAAUCUGGUCGACUCGUUUUCGAAGGACCAACGUUUCGUGAUAGUUCUCUCGUCUAGUUUAAAAAACACUCGAACGGGCAUCGGAUGCCGGCGACAGUAUUCGUUUAAUUAAAUCCCCUCCCCUUAUUGUUUGUCCAAUCGUGGACUAUUUUGAAUAUUAAACGCUUGUUAAGCUUUUAACGGAAUAUCCAUCCAUAUAAUUCAAUUAUUCUAUGGUGACAAGGUAAACUGAUAGGUAUCGAGUGUACGAAUUAUGAUAUGUAUAAAUAUUAUUAGAACAGAGCAGUGCCAUGUAUAUCUUAUAACUG
This is a messenger RNA of Diatraea saccharalis (sugarcane borer), 2379 nucleotides long. NCBI's taxonomy places the organism in Eukaryota, Metazoa, Arthropoda, Insecta, Lepidoptera, Crambidae. The record is from the annotation of a GenBank genome assembly.